AUGCUGCGCGCCCUCGCGCCCUUCUCCCGCUCCUCUCUCGGGCCACAGCUUCGCCGUUGGGCUUUAAGCGCUCGUGCGUCGUGGCGACCGCUCGGCGCGCAGACGUACGGGACGCUGCGAGGGGACAACAAGACGUCGAUUAUGCUCCAGGUCGAAGACGGACCGGGCGCGCUGCAGGAGACGCUCAAGUUUUUCUGGAAACACGACGUGAACAUGACGCGGAUCGAGUCGCGACCGGCCAAAGGCCAUAACAUGAACUACAGUUUCUACAUUGACUUUGAGGGCAAACGCGGCCAGCCAGAGGUGGACGAGCUCAUGCAGGACUUGGCGCGGAACUGCCUCGAUGUGGUCGUGCUCCACGACAAGAAAGUUCCGUGGUUCCCUCGCAAGAUCUCGGAACUUGACCGCUCAGUGGCCAACGUCUUGGACGCUGGCACGGAUCUAGAGUCGGAUCACCCGGGCUUUAGUGACCAAGAGUACCGUCGACGUCGAAACGUGUUUGCGGAGAUCGCUCAGAACUACCGGCAGGGAGAUACGAUCCCGUACCUGGACUACACGGAGGACGAGGUGAAAACAUGGGGAGUCAUUUACAAGAAGAUGAAAGCGAUGUGGAAGCAACAUGCGUGUGACGAGUUCAACUACAUCACGCCUCUGCUCGAGAGCAACUGUGGCUACGCUGAGGACAACAUUCCGCAGCAGCGGGAUAUCUCGAACUUUCUAAAAGAGUGCACAGGUUUCACCCUUCGUCCAGUAGGCGGACUUUUGUCGUCGCGCGACUUUUUGAACGGACUUGCGUUCCGGGUGUUCUUCUCGACCCAAUACAUUCGCCACCACUCGAUGCCUUUGUACACACCAGAGCCCGACAUCUGCCAUGAGCUCAUGGGCCACGCACCUAUGUUUGCGGACCCGGACUUUGCGGACUUUUCGCACGAAAUUGGUCUCGCCUCUCUCGGAGCCUCAGACGAAGAGAUUGAGCGUCUUGCCACUUGCUACUGGUUUUCCGUGGAGUUUGGACUCACGAAGCAGCAUGGCGAAUACAAGGCCUAUGGCGCUGGACUGCUUUCGAGCUUCGGAGAGUUGGAGUACGCUUGCGCACGGGAUCUUUCUGCAGAUAGCGUCGGGCCAGAGCACCGCCCGUGGGAUCCAUUCUCGGCGUGCAAGCAGAAAUACCCCGUCACAACCUACCAGCCUGUGUACUACGUGGCUGACAGCUUGUUCGAUGCAAAGGAAAAGAUGCGCACGUUUUGCGAAGAUCUGAAGAAGCCAUUCCAAGCUCGCUACAACCCGUACUCCCAGACGGUGAUGAUCGACCGUGCUGUGCAGCGCCAGGAGAGCUAG
Hyaloperonospora brassicae is the source of this 1338-nucleotide messenger RNA. NCBI's taxonomy places the organism in Eukaryota, Oomycota, Peronosporomycetes, Peronosporales, Peronosporaceae. The record is from the annotation of a GenBank genome assembly.